This is a messenger RNA of Helianthus annuus (common sunflower), 2038 nucleotides long. Its product is annotated as protein NRT1/ PTR FAMILY 1.2. Bases 168 to 1841 code for a protein of 557 amino acids. NCBI's taxonomy places the organism in Eukaryota, Viridiplantae, Streptophyta, Magnoliopsida, Asterales, Asteraceae. The transcript has 4 exons. The record is from RefSeq and is a predicted model, not a curated record. Gene Ontology annotation, cellular component: plasma membrane. Gene Ontology annotation, molecular function: transmembrane transporter activity. Gene Ontology annotation, biological process: transmembrane transport.
AUGGCUUAAAUGCUGUAUAAAUCAGUCACCACAUUUUGUUGAUGGAUGGAGAUGUAUUUGUCGUAGUCAAGAUGUCAUUGUAAAUACCAUCAUGCCCUGUUCAAUUAUUAUCAUUCAUACUUCAUCAACCAGCGUCCUAAUCUAAGUUGAUCAAACAUCGACCGUCAAUGAAAGGAGACUCAAAUCAAGAAGAAUCCAUCGUCGAAACAGAACUACAAACCGAAUUACUUGUUCACAAUCAUCAUGAUCUUAAGGGUGGUAUGAUAACCAUGCCUUUCAUCAUAGUGAAUGAAGCAUUUGAGAGAGUGGCGAGUUAUGGAUUGAUGCCGAACAUGAUAUUCUACCUCAUGGAUGUUUAUCACAUGGAACUUGCCACUGGAACAAGCAUACUUUCCAUCUGGUCAGCGCUUUCGAAUGGUCUCUCCAUUUUUGGAGCUUUCAUCUCUGAUUCCUACUUUGGACGAUUUCGGGUCAUUGCAUUUGGGUCUCUCUCCACUCUUCUUGGGAUGACUUUUCUCUGGUUAACCUCCGUGGUUCCACAAUUAACACCUUCUUCUUGCAAUGAACCCGAAACCGGUUGCAACCCAACAACACCAACACAACUAGCUUUCCUUUUCUCAUGUUUCAUUCUACUCUCAAUCGGGUCUGGUUGUAUCCGACCGUGUUCCAUAGCCUUUGGUGCAGACCAGCUUAAACACCAUCCAACCCCAAACAACCAGAGGCUCAUUGACAGCUAUUUUAACUGGUACUAUGUUUCUAUAAUGAUCUCAACAGUGGUUGCUUUUACUGCUAUGGUCUACAUUCAAGAGCAACUUGGUUGGCAAGUCGGAUUCGCAGUUGCUGUUCUCAUUAUGUUCUGUUCUGCUCUUAUGUUCUUACUCGGGUCUUCUCUUUACGUCAAAGUGAAGCCUAGUGAGAGCCUGUUUUUAGGUCUAGUUCAAGUUUUAGUCGUCGCCUUUAAGAACCGUGGGAUCGAACUUCUUCCUGAUGACUGCUACAAUCAUAGUAAAGAACUGGACCACGCUGAGCUAACCGACAACUUAAGGUUUUUCAACAAAGCGUGCGUUCUUAAAGACUUAAACAUUGAUUCUUCGGGGCUAGAUCCAUGGAGUGUGUCGAAUGUUGAAAAGGUGGAAUCCCUUAAAUCACUAAUCCGGGUAUUACCAUUGUGGUCCACGGGCAUUCUAUUAUUCACGACCAUUUCACAGAAUUUCCCAACACUCCAAGUGAAAACAAUGAACAGAUAUGUCACCUCAUGGUUCGAGAUCCCGGCUGCAUCAUUCACCAUAUUCAUGGUCUUGACACUCACAAUAUGGAUCGCAUUUUAUGAUUGUAUCUUGGUCCCAUUUAUAGCAAAAUAUACACACGAGCCACGUGGGUUCCAUCCAAAAACUCGAAUGGGCAUUGGAUUAGUAAUCUCAACCGGGGGCAUGAUGGUAUCUGCAAUUGUGGAAACCAAAAGACGGGAUUUCGCAGGUUCGAAUACAACAACCGUCAUGUCAGCAAUGUGGUUGGUUCCACAAUACGCAUUGCUAGGUUUAGCUGAGGCUUUAAAUUCGAUUGGGCAGAUUGAGUUUUACUAUUCUGAGCUUCCCAAAGGCAUGUCUAGUAUAGCCAUAGCCAUGUUCCUAGUGAGCAAUGCAAUUUCUGGGCUCUUUGGAAGCCUUUUGAUUAAAGUUGUGGACACAAUCACAACCAAAGGAGGUAACAUAAGUUGGCUUUCGAGUGAUAUUAACAAAGGUCAUUUGGAUUAUUAUUAUUGGUUACUUUGCUUUUUGAACCUGCUUAACUUUUUCUACUACUUAGUGUGUUAUCAUGUCCAUAGAAGUUCGUCAUCGUAGGAGAAUAUAGGUUGGCGCAUGAGCUCGGAGAAGAAUCUGAUUUUAGGCAUUUCAAAGAUCAAAUAUGGAUUUUUAAUUUUCCGUUUGUCAUUACUGUUGGUUCAGGCCCUUUCACACUCUACACAAACUCAUGUGUGUAUGUAAAAUUGUAGAGAAGAGGAAAUAUAAAAAAAGGAAAAAUGAAAGUUGUUGCUGUA